This is a messenger RNA of Limanda limanda (common dab), 426 nucleotides long. Its product is annotated as U6 snRNA-associated Sm-like protein LSm8. Gene Ontology annotation, cellular component: U6 snRNP; U4/U6 x U5 tri-snRNP complex; precatalytic spliceosome. Bases 44 to 334 code for a protein of 96 amino acids. The record is from RefSeq and is a predicted model, not a curated record. NCBI's taxonomy places the organism in Eukaryota, Metazoa, Chordata, Actinopteri, Pleuronectiformes, Pleuronectidae. Gene Ontology annotation, molecular function: RNA binding. Gene Ontology annotation, biological process: mRNA splicing, via spliceosome. The transcript has a single exon.
CUCAUUUUCACCGCAAACACAGACACCGAGUCCCGCAGGAGACAUGUCCACCGCCCUGGAGAGCUACAUUAACCGCACCGUGGCCAUCGUCACCUCCGACGGGAGAAUGAUUGUGGGAACCCUGAAGGGCUUCGAUCAGACCAUCAACCUGAUCCUGGAUGAGAGUCACGAGCGGGUGUUCAGCUCCAGUCAGGGUGUGGAGCAGGUGGUGCUGGGACUCUACAUCGUCCGAGGAGACAAUGUAGCUGUGAUUGGAGAAAUCGAUGAAGAGCACGACUCCACUCUGGAUUUAGGAAACAUCAGAGCUGAGCCGCUCAACUCAGUGGCCCACUGACCCCUCGACCUUUGACCCUCUCUUCACCCCCCUCCCUCCCUCCACUCUCACCUAUCCUGGCUGCCAUCUCCACGGCGACAGAAGGGGAGAGA